Ipomoea nil (Japanese morning glory) is the source of this 588-nucleotide messenger RNA. RefSeq names its product umecyanin-like. NCBI's taxonomy places the organism in Eukaryota, Viridiplantae, Streptophyta, Magnoliopsida, Solanales, Convolvulaceae. The transcript has 2 exons. The record is from RefSeq and is a predicted model, not a curated record. Gene Ontology annotation, cellular component: plasma membrane. Gene Ontology annotation, molecular function: electron transfer activity. The coding region runs from base 1 to 588 and encodes 195 amino acids.
AUGCACAAAGUUAUGUUCAUUGUUGUUUUUGGAGCUUUGGCGGUGGCAAGUGUGCUGAAUUAUGGGGAAGCCCAAACGGUGCAUGCCGUCGGAGACACCAUUGGUUGGAUAGUACCUCCCGGCGGCGCCGCUGUGUAUUCAAAUUGGACUUCCGCCGAUACAUUCAAAGUUGGAGACAUCUUAGUGUUCAACUUUAUCACCGGCAGACACGACGUACUGGAAGUAGCAAAGGACUCAUUCGACGCGUGCACCACCGACAACGCCAUCGGAACUUCCUUAACCGACGGACCCGCGCACGUCACUCUCAACUCCACCGGCGACCACUACUACAUUUGCACCUUCGGAACCCACUGUAAGCUCGGACAGAAACUGGCCGUAACAGCUUCAGGCGGCAACGGUGGGCCUCCGGCCGGAGCUAACCCUCCUUCUCCGGCUGGGGGGCCGUCCAGUUCUAAUUCGUCGCCACCGGGCGGGUCUACCCAGUCUCAUUCUUCUGCAACUGCGGUGCAUGUUGGCUUGGCGCUAACCAUGGCUUCCAUUGCUAUAACUGUGCUUCAUCUAUAUUGGUUUUGGUUGACAUAUCUGUAA